UCUCUGGCCCUCAGCGUCUUCGAGACAGAGACCAGCGGCAGUGGCAUAAGCUGGUUUGUGGACACUGCCCAGCGUUACGCUCUGGCCGGCCGUCCACUGGCUGAGCUCUGCGACCACAAUGACAAAGUGGCCCGGGAGCUGGGCCGGAACCAGGUGGCUCAGACGUGGACCGUGCUGAGGAUCAUCUCCUGCAGUCCUGGCCUGGGGCCCUCCACCAACCUUAACCACAGCGUGGGCAAGGGCAGUUCAGGAGGUCUGCAGCUCAUGAACAGCUUCAACCUAAAAGAAAUGACCCCAGGGCUGGGCGGAGAGACCUGGCUGGACCGCAGCAAGGGUGACACUCGCAGCGACACCGUUCUGCUUGAUUCCUCUGCCACGCUCAUCACCAACGAGGACAACGAGGAGACCGAGGGCUGCGACUUGCCAGCCGACUACCUCCUGGGUGAUGUAGAAGGAGACGAAGAGGAGCUGUACCUGUUGGACCCGGACCACACACAUCCAGAGGAGCCAGAGUAUGUCCUGCCCCAGGAGGCAUUUCCACUGCGCCACGAGAUCGUGGACACCCCACCGGGGCCCGAGCACUUGCAAGACAAGGCCGACUCACCACACGUGAGUGGCAAUGAGGCAGAUGCGGCAUCGCUAGUACCUGUGGACCCGUCGUUCUCGCUGAUCUCCGUGUCGCACGCACUCCACUACAGCCGCCUGCUGCCUGACUUCUUCAGCACCCUCGUGCGCGACAUGCUGCACUUCUACGCCGAGCAGGGUGUGCAGAUGGCCGUGUCUGUGUUCAUCGUGUUGGGAGAGCGCGUGCGCAAGGACAUCGAUGAGCAAGCCCAGGAGCACUGGUACUCGUCCUACAUCGACUUACUGCAGCGCUUCCGCCUCUGGAACGUGUCCAAUGAGGUGGUCAAGCUGAGCACCCGCCGCGCCAUCAGCUGCCUCAACCAGGCCUCCACCUCCCUGCAAGUCAACUGCAGCCACUGCAUGCGGCCCAUGAGCGGCCGAGGCUGGGUCUGCGGCAGGUGCCACCGCUGCACCAGCAUGUGCUCCGUCUGCCACCACAUGGUCAAGGGCUUGUUCGUGUGGUGCCAGGGCUGCAGCCACGGCGGCCACCUGCAGCACAUCAUGAAGUGGCUGGAGGGCAGUUCUCACUGUCCGGCCGGUUGCGGCCACCUCUGUGAAUACUCCUGACGGCCGCCGCGACUGCGCAUGCCUCUGCCCGCACUGAGCCAGGCCAAAGGACCGAAGCCGGUCAACUCAUUAAAGCUUGUGAAGGAGUC
Molecule: messenger RNA, 1280 nt
Organism: Echinops telfairi (small Madagascar hedgehog)
Lineage: Eukaryota; Metazoa; Chordata; Mammalia; Afrosoricida; Tenrecidae
Product: GATOR complex protein WDR24-like
Biological process (GO): positive regulation of TOR signaling
Source: RefSeq, a predicted model, not a curated record